UGGGCCUAGACCCCAGGAAGUGCUUGGUCCCAUCACCCCUUUCCUCCCCUUCUUUCCAUAGCCACGGCCAUGCUGGCCAUUUGCUCUAAGGGCCCAGCAAAGGGGGACUCAUUAGGGGGAGAGGCUUGGCUCUGGCUCCCUUGUUGCAAGACUCCAUUCCCUGGGGGAACCGGGUGAGGAUGGCCAGGCCUCUGGAGCAGGCGGUGGCUGCCAUCGUGUGCACCUUCCAGGAAUACGCAGGGCGCUGCGGGGACAAGCACAAGCUGUGCCAGGCGGAGCUCAAGGAGCUGGUACAGAAGGAGCUGCCCACCUGGACUCCGACGGAGUUUCGGGAGUGUGACUACAGUAAAUUCAUGAGUGUCCUGGAUGCCGACAAGGACGGCGAGGUGGACUUUGUGGAGUACGUGCGCUCGCUGGCCUGCCUCUGCACCUACUGCCACGAAUACUUCAAGGACUGUCCCCCGGGACCCUCCUGCCCCCAGUAACCUCUGCUCAGGGGUCUGCUCAGGACCUGCUCCAGCUCUGCCCUGGGGUCGUCCUGGGCAUGCCGCCCACACCGCCUCCCCUCUCUCCUGCACCCCUUCCAUUUGGAAUCUCCCAGGUUUGCCCCUGAUAUCUUAACCCAUUUUGCCUGAGGCGGGGGACGUGUGAAGGGACCUGUCCCCAGGAUCACAGCUGGUGACAUGUAGAGCGGCCACCGGCUGUCCCCCGACUGUGGCUGGUGAUAGGAGAGGGGGGGCUACUUUGAGGCUGGGCGGGCUCAACAGAGCAUGUGCUCGAAUGAGACCAUGGUGGGAAAAAGCCUGCUGAACUCCCAAUAAAGAA
Hipposideros armiger (great roundleaf bat) is the source of this 825-nucleotide messenger RNA. It is a transcript of the gene S100A3, whose product is annotated as S100 calcium binding protein A3. The coding region runs from base 180 to 485 and encodes 101 amino acids. Gene Ontology annotation, molecular function: calcium ion binding; calcium-dependent protein binding; transition metal ion binding. NCBI's taxonomy places the organism in Eukaryota, Metazoa, Chordata, Mammalia, Chiroptera, Hipposideridae. The record is from RefSeq and is a predicted model, not a curated record. The transcript is spliced from 3 exons.